AUGGAAAGUCAACAAGGACCUGAUGAAAGUAUUAUAAAAGAAUACUUAAAUAAUAAUCGGGAUUUAAUGAAAUUUCAGCGAGACUAUAAAAAUAUUUUAAAUACAAAAUUGCUAAAUAGAAAAGAAACCGUAUUUCAAAGAAGUCUACAAAAUAAUUUGGAAUAUACCGAUAAUGAUUUACUAAAAAAUGAAAUAUCUGUUUUAAAGAAGCAAUUGCUAACAGUCGAUAAAGAAAUUGAUGAAUUGAAAACAAAAACUUUAUCUGUUCAGGUUGAUGAAUCAAAAAUACAAAAAAAUUUAAAUAUUGUUCAAAAUCAAUUGGAAGUUCUUAAAAUAAGAGAAUCAAAAUAUUUUGCCGAAAAUGAACGCUAUAGAAAUCAAAUUAUCGACAUGUUGUAUAAUAGAGCUCUUUUUAAUAAAUAUUGGAAGAAAAUUUUGAGUCGUCUAAAUCAUGAUAAAAAAUAUUUAAUUGAUUUGAUUGAAAAUGCAAUGCAAUCAUUUGAUGGUGCCAUCGAUAUUUAUACAAAAUUUAAUAGUGUCCAUAAGAAAGAAGCACGUGAAAUGGAAUUAAGGAAACAAGAAAUGCAAGGGAUUUUACAAAAAAUAACACAAAAUCAAAAUAAACAUGCUUUUUUUAUGUGUAAAGCUAAAAGUAGAAAUUUAGAUGAUUUAGAGCCACGAGAAUAUAAGAGACGUCAUAUUGUUCGAAAAAUUCAUCAGAAUAAAAAGCAUAUUUAUGAGAAAGUUCUUGAACGUGUUCUAUCGUUCUCUGGUGUUGAAAGUAUUGACCAAGUUAUUGAAAAUUUUAAAAAACAGCAAUCACUUUACAAUUCAUAUAUAAAUUAUGCAAAUGGUUUAACAUACAAUAUGUCGAAUCUUAAUAGUUAUAUUGAAGAAUUACGAAAAAAUAUUAUAAAUUUUAACGAUUGCAACGUAAAACGUUUAAGUGAACAACAACAAAUUAUUAAAGUAUUAAAAUUACGUUUACAAAAUGAAAAACAAAAGACUUCAGAAAAAUAUGAAAAACGUAAGAAUAUGGAAACGAAAUUAGAAAAUUUAUUUUCUAAUUUUUAUACAAUUUUCAAUUUAAUGAAAUGUGAUCCAUCACCAAUGGCAUUAAUUUUGGGUGAUCAUAGCAAUAUAACAAUUUAUAAUGUUAAAACUUUCUUAAAAAUCUUGGAGACACGAAUUAAUAAUGUUUUAGCUUAUUUAUAUCUUACAAAAAAAGGUAAAAAUGUAAUUGUCAAAGGUAUAACAAGAGAAUAUACUGAACCAACACCGCUUGAUGAUAUUAUACCAGUGAAUCAAUGUCCAGAAUGCGCUGAAAAUGAAGAUUUUAAUAUAACAUAUGGUGCAAAAAUUGUAAAACCAAUUGAUGAAGCAAAAGCUAUACAGAAAUUAAUUGAAAAAGUACCACAACCCGAAAUGCAAUUAAGAUUACAUAAUCUUAGUCAAUGUAAAUUACCGAGAUCAAAAAUGUUGGCUAAUAAAAAGUAUUAA
Condylostylus longicornis is the source of this 1500-nucleotide messenger RNA. RefSeq lists its product as uncharacterized. Lineage: Eukaryota; Metazoa; Arthropoda; Insecta; Diptera; Dolichopodidae. The coding region runs from base 1 to 1500 and encodes 499 amino acids. The transcript has 3 exons. The record is from RefSeq and is a predicted model, not a curated record.